Molecule: messenger RNA, 2748 nt
Organism: Amaranthus tricolor (Joseph's coat)
Lineage: Eukaryota; Viridiplantae; Streptophyta; Magnoliopsida; Caryophyllales; Amaranthaceae
Product: dol-P-Man:Man(7)GlcNAc(2)-PP-Dol alpha-1,6-mannosyltransferase
Exons: 20
Coding region: 214-1698 (494 amino acids)
Biological process (GO): protein N-linked glycosylation
Cellular component (GO): endoplasmic reticulum membrane
Molecular function (GO): alpha-1,6-mannosyltransferase activity
Source: RefSeq, a predicted model, not a curated record
AACACUCGAUAUCAAUGGAGUAGGGGUAACAAUUAGAAAGAACAGGUAAAGAGAGGUGGGUGUGGGAAGGUAAAUCGGAAAUUCAAGUCAGAGCGACGUUUAGAAGUUUCAAAAUUUCGUUGCAAAGUGCAGACUGCAGACAUAUGUGUUCUUCUCAUUUCUUCACUGCCGUUCUUCUAAAUUCGUCGCUGAAAAGUCUAUGCGUCAGCUUCAAUGGCACACAAAUCUGGCAAUUUUCUUCACAAUUACGGGUAUGAUCUAAUAUUGGGUUCAGUUGCUGCAUUUUAUGUAUUUUCUAUACCUUACACUAAAGUUGAAGAGAGUUUUAACAUGCAGGCAAUGCAUGAUAUACUUUACCAUCGGUAUCAUUUGACUGAAUAUGAUCAUUUGGAGUUUCCUGGUGUCGUGCCUCGCACUUUCAUUGGUGCUUGGCUUGUGUCAAUUUUGGCCUCUCCUGUCGUAUCAAUCAUCAACUUCCUACAUUUUCCAAAGAUAUAUAGCCUCUAUAUAGUUCGUCUGGUGUUAGGUUGCAUUAUGCUGUCCACCUUGCGCUUUUUCCGGAUUCAGGUUCGAAGCAAGUUUGGUCAUCAAGUAGAGGCUUUCUUUGUGAUACUAACAAGUCUUCAGUUCCACUUGUUGUUCUACUGCACACGUCCCCUUCCAAACAUAUUGGCAUUGGGUUUAGUCAACAUGGCUUAUGGGUAUUGGUUAAAGGAGAGAUUUUAUACAGCAUUACGUUUUCUGGUUGUUGCAACAUUGAUUUUCAGAUGUGACGUGCUGCUGUUAGCCUGCCCCAUUGGUCUUCAGCUUUUGUUGACCAGAUCAGUCACAUUGUGGAAAGCAAUUAAACACUGUAUUGUGGCUGCUAUACUUUCCAUAGGUCUUACAGUAAUGGUUGAUUCAAUAAUGUGGAGACGGGUACUAUGGCCUGAAUUUGAAGUCUUCUGGUUCAAUUCCGUAUUAAAUCGGAGCUCUGAAUGGGGUAUUUCUCCAUUUCACUGGUACUUCACUUCAGCGCUUCCAAGGUCACUUCUUGCUGCGUAUCCGCUCGUCAUUCUUGGUCUCUUACUUGAUAGGAGGAUUUUGCCCUGUCUCCUCCCUAUUGUAUCGUUUGUGGUCAUGUAUUCCAAAUUACCUCACAAGGAGUUGCGCUUUGUCAUUGGUUCACUUCCAGUUUUUAACCUGACGGCUGCAAUAUCAGCAAGCAGGAUAUACAAUAAUAGGAACAAGAGCUUUUGGAGGUUGCUUUAUUUUGGAAUGAUUGGUCUAUUUUUGUUGAGUUUAGGAUGCACAUCAAUGUUCUUCAUGGCAUCGUACCACAAUUACCCCAGUGGCUAUGCUUUAAGGAAGCUCCAUGAAAUCGGUAAUCUGAACAGCACUAGUGAAAUUUGGACUCACAUAGACACUUACUCAGCAAUGAAUGGAAUUAGCCGUUUUUGUGAAAAUGAUCUUCCAUGGAGGUACUCCAAAGAGGAGGAUAUAGCACUUGAAGAUUAUAAUCACAGAAAUUUCACCUACCUUUUGAAUGAGCACUCCUACAUCGAUGGAUAUCAGUGCUUGUUUUCUGUGGAUGGAUUUUCCAGGGUUACCCUUCGAAAGAGUUUUCCGCCCAUUGCAUUGGUGAAAGAGCCGAAGGUGUAUGUUCAUGGAUCUAUAUGCAACGAGGAAAUUUCAAGUAGAAAUUUUCCGGGAUGUUAGAUAUCAGUUUCAGGGUUUUGAUCCUUAUUACUGCUUAGUCCUGAUUCCUAAUUGUUCUUAAUCUGUCGUACGUUGCAAUUUGCAAGUAAAAGAACGGAAGUACAAGUUAGUUUAUGAUCUUUGUAUUAGUUACUUGGGAUUAUUCGUUGGUCUAAGUUGUACUUGCAUAGACUUCACUCGAGUUUGGUUUGCGAAAUGGUUUUAGGAGCCUCGUGAUCAUUUUAAUGUUUCAGACUCUUUUUGACUCGUGGGUAAUGCUAGAGAAUUUACGGAAUGGAUUGUGAAGGUUUGGUUAUAUGUCAGCCUAUGCAAAAGAUUUACAUGUCCAUUUGAAUGAAGAUGACCAUAUGAAUGAUCGUUCUUGGCUAUGCACACAUAGAAAAUAUGCAGGGAGGAAAGAACUUGCUCAUGGUUGCGUGCAUGAGAAUGAUUGUGAGUAUGAAGUUAAAGUUGUUUAUUUGUGGGCAUUAUUGGAGAGUCGUGCUUGUGCGUGUGUGGGGAAGAGCUUGUCGGUGAGGCCAUCCGCUCUAUGUCGAGAAGCUACGAGAGAAGCCAUAAUCUACCACUGAGUAGGUGCUUUAGUGUGCAUUGUCGAUGCAUACUUCUGGUUGUUCAUUAGUUUUAGCAAAGCAACAAGUUAAUUGUGUAGAAUUCUAGUUAGAUUAGAAGUUUACUGUCGUGUGGUUAAAAAGUCCCUUGUACUCUUUCAUAUAAUCUUGUCCACACAUUUAACUUACCAUUUUAUUUUAUAUAUUAAUAUUUGGUCUUAUUUUCCUUUAAACCCAACCAAACAUUAAUAAAAUAGAAAUUUGUAUUUGUAGCUACUUGCACAAAGAAGAUUACUUGUAGAUGAGAAGUGUUUUGGAAAAUUAUUUGGUUAGGGGUCAAAAGGUAUUUUACAUUGAAUUGGGAUGAUAAAUGUUCUGUUUUCAUUUACUUUUUGUACAAUUUUAAAAGCAUAUUUUUGAGAUUUGAUAUGGGUAACUCCAUCUACAAUUCAUUCCCACAUUCUUCCCCUAUCUUUUACUAAUGGCCCACUUUCACUUGUUA